AUGAUAUUUAUUCCUUUCUUUCUUUUAACUUUGCCUUCUUUCCCAUUUCACCUCCAUAUUUCUUAUAACUCAUUCGACAGCGACUUACCAUUGCAACACGACUCCGUACCCUCCUCCCCGUCUCCACUGGGCAAGCUUUUAUUUUCUGAAAAUGGUCCAGGAUUUCGGGGGAAGAGAUCGCUCUAUUUAUCUAUCUAUCUAUCUAUCUAUCUAUCUAUCUAUCUAUCUAUCUAUCUAUCUAUCUAUGUAGGCUAUCUAUCUAUCUAUCUAUCUAUCUAUCUAUGUAGGCUAUCUAUCUAUCUAUCUAUCUAUCUAUCUAUCUAUCUAUCUAUCUAUCUAGGUAGCUACCUAGCUAUCUAUUUCAGUCUCCUCAUAUCUAUCUAUCUAUCUAUCUAUCUAUCUAUCUAUCUGUACUAUUUAUUAUAUCUAGCUAUCUAUUUCGGUCUCUUCAUAUCUAUCUAUCUAUCUAUCUAUCUAUCUCAAUUUGUUCACAUCUAUCUACCUAUCAAUCUAUCUAUCUCAAUUUGUUCACAUCUAUCUAUCUAUCUAUCUAUCUAUCUAUCUAUCUAUCUAUCUAUCUAUCUCAAUUUUCUCCUCAUAUCUAUCUAUCUGUACUAUUUAUUCUAUCUAGCUAUCUAUUUCGGUCUCUUCAUAUCUAUCUAUCGAUCUAUCUCAAUUUGUUCACAUCUAUCUACCUAUCUAUCUAUCUAUCUAUCUAUCUAUCUAUCUAUCUAUCUAUCUCAGUUUGUUCACAUCUAUCUAUCUACCUCAAUUUGUUCACAUCUAUCUAUCUAUCUAUCUAUCUCAAUUUGUUCACAUCUAUCUAUCUAUCUAUCUAUCUAUCUAUCUUUUCUUUUUUCUUUUUUACACAUUUCUUUACCCCUCUCUUUUCUCUUUAUCUUUCUCUCUUUAGAGACUGCAGAAGGAAUCAGGACAAACAUUUGA
This is a messenger RNA of Acanthosepion pharaonis, 945 nucleotides long. Lineage: Eukaryota; Metazoa; Mollusca; Cephalopoda; Sepiida; Sepiidae. The record is from the annotation of a GenBank genome assembly.